AUGCCUACAACUGAACCUACAACUACAUAUACCACCAAACCUACAACUACUACAAUUGAACCUACAACUACAACAACUACAACGACUACAACUGAACCUCCAACUACUACAACAACCAAAGCUACCACUACAGCUGAACCUACAACUACAACAGCCACCAAAGCUAAAACGGCUACAACUGAACCUACAACUACAAGAACAACCAAAGUUACAACGACUUCAACUGAACCUACAUUCACAGUUGAGCCCACGCCUACAACUACUUCCAAACCCCAAACCACUACCACUGAACCUACCACUUCUACCAUUGCCUCAACCACCACAUUACCUGAACCAAAAUGUACCUACAAGGGUAAAUUGUACAGUGGCGGUGAAGUGUGGGAAGACGACUGUCAAAUUCACACCUGUGUUGCUCCUCCGUUCUUCAUACAUAGCAAGCCAAGAUGCCUCCCGCUGACAUCUGGUAGUGUUUUUAAUAAUUGCAAGAUUGUGGAAGACCCAGAAGAUCCUUGCUGUCAAAAAACAAUAUGUGACCCAGCCACUGCCCCACCAGAGAUUUUGAAACAGACCACUCCUACUACAACAAAGACAACCAAAGUGGCCAGCACAGAAACAACUUCUAAACCUUCAACUGUAACCACAACAAGCACAAAACCUACACCGACUACAACUGAACGUACCACCACACCCACCACCAAACUUUCAACUUCUUCCACUGAAUCUACCACUGCAACAGUCAUCAAAACUACAACGACUACAACUGAAACUGCCACUACAACUACCCCUAAACCUACACCGACUACAAGUAAACCUACAACUACAACAUCAACCACUAUUGAGUCUACGACUACAACUACUUUUAAACCUACAACUUCUACCAAACCUACAACGACUGCCACAAACCCUACAACCACCUCCAAACCCCCAACCACUACCACUGAACCUACCACUUCUACCACUGCAUUACCUGAACCAAAAUGUACCUACAAGGGUAAACUGUACAGUGGCGGUGAAGAGUGGGAAGACGACUGUCAGAUUCACACCUGUGUUGCUCCUCCGUUCUUUAUACAUAGCACGCCAAGAUGCCUUCCGCUGACAUCAAGUAGUGUUUUUAAUAAUUGCAAGAUUGUGGAAGACCCAGAAGAUCCUUGCUGCCAAAAAACAAUAUGUGACCCAGCCACUGCUCCACCAGAGAUUUUGAAACCAACCACUCCUACUGCAACAAAGACAACCAAAGUGGUCAUCACAGAAACAACUUCUAAGCCUUCAACUACAACCACUACAAUAACCACCAAACCUACACCGACCACAACGGAACCAACAACAAGUACAACUGAGCCUACAACUACAACUACUCCAAAGCCUAAGCCAACUACAACUGGACCUACAAUUACAACAACCAAUAAACAUACAAUGACUACAACUGAACCUACCACUACAACAACCACCCAGCCUACACCAACUACAACUGAACCUACCACUACAACAACCACCAACAACCACCAAGCCUACACCAACUACAACUGA
Molecule: messenger RNA, 1527 nt
Organism: Lingula anatina
Lineage: Eukaryota; Metazoa; Brachiopoda; Lingulata; Lingulida; Lingulidae
Cellular component (GO): extracellular region
Molecular function (GO): protein binding; chitin binding
Source: RefSeq, a predicted model, not a curated record